Messenger RNA from Trichoderma atroviride IMI 206040, 1737 nucleotides. RefSeq lists its product as uncharacterized. The record is from RefSeq and is a predicted model, not a curated record. Gene Ontology annotation, cellular component: endoplasmic reticulum. Gene Ontology annotation, biological process: response to endoplasmic reticulum stress; protein folding. Gene Ontology annotation, molecular function: protein disulfide isomerase activity. Lineage: Eukaryota; Fungi; Ascomycota; Sordariomycetes; Hypocreales; Hypocreaceae.
AUUCUUUUCCUGCAUCACCACUUUUUUUUUUCCCUUUUUUCCCCUAGAUACCCAUCACAGUCCUUCACUAUGCAUCACAAGCGUCUUGCUUUUGGCCUGAUGGGCGCCAUGGCCGCCGUGGCCACUGCCGAGUCCGACGUCACCCAGCUGACCGGAGAGACCUUCAACGACUUCAUCAAGGGCAAUGAUCUCGUCCUGGCAGAGUUCUUCGCUCCCUGGUGCGGCCACUGCAAGGCUCUCGCCCCCGAGUAUGAGGAAGCUGCUACUACGCUCAAGGAGAAGAACAUCAAGCUCGCCAAGAUCGACUGUGUCGACGAGGCUGAGCUCUGCAAGGAGCACGGCAUCGAGGGUUACCCCACCCUCAAGGUCUUCCGUGGCCUUGAGCAGGUCUCUCCUUACACUGGUCAGCGCAAGGCUGGUGGCAUCACCUCAUACAUGGUGAAGCAGUCACUUCCCGCGGUCUCUGUCCUGACCAAGGACACCGUUGAGGACUUCAAGACCGCCGACAAGGUUGUCCUGGUCGCCUACAUCGCUGCUGAUGACAAGGCCUCCAACGAGACCUUCACCUCUGUUGCCGACGAGCUGCGUGACACCUACCUCUUCGGUGGCGUCAACGAUGCUGCUGUUGCCGAGGCUGAGGGCGUCAAGUUCCCUUCCAUUGUCCUCUACAAGUCCUUUGAUGAGGGCAAGAACGUCUUCGCCGAGAAGUUCGACGCUGAGGCCAUCAAGUCUUUCGCCUCCGUUGCCGCCACUCCCCUCGUUGGUGAGGUCGGCCCCGAGACCUACGCCGGCUACAUGUCUGCCGGUAUCCCUUUGGCUUACAUCUUCGCCGAGACCCCAGAGGAGCGUGAGGAGCUUAGCAAGUCCCUCAAGCCCAUUGCUGAGAAGUACAAGGGCAAGAUCAACUUCGCCACCAUCGACGCCAGCAGCUUCGGCUCCCACGCCGGCAACAUCAACCUCAAGACCGACAAGUUCCCUGCCUUUGCCAUCCACGACAUUGAGAAGAACCAGAAGUUCCCCUUCGACCAGGAGAAGGAGCUGAAGGAGAAGGACGUCGCCAAGUUUGUUGACAACUUUGCCGCUGGCAAGAUUGAGCCCAGCAUCAAGUCUGAGCCCAUUCCCGAGACCCAGGAUGACGCUGUCUACACUGUCGUUGCCCACACCUACAACGACAUUGUCCUUGACGACAGCAAGGAUGUCCUCGUCGAGUUCUACGCUCCCUGGUGCGGUCACUGCAAGGCUCUUGCCCCCAAGUACGAGGAGCUCGCCAGCCUGUAUGUCAACAGCGAGUUCAAGGACAAGAUUGUCAUCGCCAAGGUUGACGCCACCAACAACGACGUCCCUGAUGAGAUCCAGGGCUUCCCCACCAUCAAGCUCUACCCCGCCGGUGACAAGAAGAACCCUGUCACCUACAGCGGCGCCCGCACUGUUGAGGACUUUGUCAAGUUCAUCGAGGAGAACGGCAAGUACAAGGCCACUGUCAAGGUCCCUGAGCCCCCUGUUGAGGAGACCACCUCCGAGGAGAAGAAGGCCGAGGACGAGCACGAUGAGCUGUAAAGAAACAAAAAAAGUAAAACGAAAUAAGUAAAAACUGUAUAAUUGUGGGAUUUGAUUCUUGACGAAACGAACGUCGGCGCUGGUUAAUGGACUAUCUAAAUAAGUACUAGCAAUUGCAUACUGGCUUUACGCCCAUCAGGGGCAUUGCUUUGAAAUCAUUCGAAUUUGAUCACCAACUUG